Canis lupus familiaris (dog) is the source of this 1476-nucleotide messenger RNA. It is a transcript of the gene FCGRT, whose product is annotated as Fc fragment of IgG receptor and transporter. Gene Ontology annotation, biological process: immune response. Gene Ontology annotation, molecular function: beta-2-microglobulin binding. Gene Ontology annotation, cellular component: external side of plasma membrane. The record is from RefSeq and is a predicted model, not a curated record. Lineage: Eukaryota; Metazoa; Chordata; Mammalia; Carnivora; Canidae.
CGCUGGGCCUGGGGUGUGCCCUGCAGCUGGGGGGCGGGGUUGGAUAUUCCCGAAGUCAGGGAGCAGUCUCCGGACAGGAUGUGAGAGAGGAACCGGGGUCUCCAGUCACGGGAGCCAGCUAGGGCUGCAGGAGGGAAGGGAACUUCGCUGUGGUCUCCCGCUCAGGAUGGGGGUCCCUCGGCCUCGGUCCUGGGGGCUCGGUUUCCUGCUUUUCCUGCUGCCGACCCUGCGCGCAGCAGACAGCCAUCUCUCCCUCCUGUACCACCUCACCGCUGUGUCCGCUCCUCCUCCUGGGACUCCUGCCUUCUGGGCCUCCGGCUGGCUGGGUCCCCAGCAGUAUCUGAGCUACAAUAACCUGCGGGCCCAGGCCGAGCCGUAUGGGGCUUGGGUCUGGGAAAACCAGGUGUCCUGGUAUUGGGAGAAAGAGACCACAGACCUGAGGACCAAGGAGGGGCUCUUCCUGGAAGCUCUCAAAGCCUUGGGGGAUGGAGGACCCUACACCCUGCAGGGCCUGCUGGGCUGCGAGUUGGGCCCUGACAACACCUCAGUGCCUGUGGCCAAGUUUGCGCUGAACGGCGAGGAUUUCAUGACUUUCGACCCCAAGCUGGGCAUCUGGAAUGGGGACUGGCCCGAGACCGAGACGGUCAGUAAGAGGUGGAUGCAGCAGGCUGGGGCAGUCAGCAAGGAGAGGACCUUCCUGCUCUACUCCUGCCCCCAGCGGCUGCUGGGCCAUCUGGAGAGGGGCCGUGGAAACCUGGAGUGGAAGGAGCCACCCUCCAUGCGCCUGAAGGCCCGACCCGGCAGCCCUGGCUUUUCUGUGCUCACCUGCAGUGCCUUCUCCUUCUACCCACCGGAGCUACAACUACGAUUCCUCCGGAAUGGCCUGGCAGCUGGCUCUGGUGAAGGGGACUUUGGCCCCAAUGGCGACGGCUCCUUCCAUGCCUGGUCUUCACUGACAGUCAAAAGUGGCGACGAGCACCACUACCGCUGCCUGGUGCAGCAUGCAGGGCUGCCACAGCCCCUCACUGUGGAGCUGGAAUCACCAGCCAAAUCCUCGGUGCCAGUGGUUGGAAUCGUCAUUGGCUUCUUGCUGCUCACGGCAGUGGCUGUGGGAGGAGCUCUGCUGUGGAGGAGGAUGAGAAAGGGGCUGCCAGCCCCUUGGAUGUCUCUCCGUGGGGAUGAUGUAGGGGCCCUCCUGCCCACUCCUGGCGUGCCCAAGGAUGCUGACUCUUAGGAUAUAAAUGCAUUCUCAGCAGCUGCCUGAUGAUCAUCCCCUAUCCUGGCUACUAUCAGCUAAUGUAGUCAGGCUCCUUUCAUGCUGUGAGACCUCCUGGAAUCCUGGUAUUUCUGAGCCUCCGGAAAGAGUCCUGGGCCCAAUGACCUUCUGGAUUUCUCCUGUGGUCUGCCUCAGUUUCCCCUCCUGAUGAUCAUGGCUCUUUUCCACCUCCACAUAUAAAACACGAGUUUGGGCCCAAA